UCAAGGCCGUUGUUGGCCAUAUUUUCAUUAUUCCCACAAAUUAUUUCAAAUAAUCUGCCUUAAAACUGUAACUGUGUAAAAUGGCAAGUAAUCGGCAUAAAGAUCACUUGAACCAAUAUCUAAAGACCCAUAAGAGCACAAAUAAGACUCCGGAAAGAGACAAGCAGAGCCAAAAUCGUCAUGUCCAGGCAUCAACUUCAAGAGGUAUGUCAUCACCAAAGACAGACUCGUCAAGACAAGCUAGCACGCAACCUAGAAAGAAGCCAUCUGCCAAGAUUUUUCCUGUUAUUCCAAGGGGAAAAGCUAAUAUCGGACAUCUCCCUGACGAGAUUCUUCUUGAAAUCUUUUCCUACUUGGGACCAAGCAAUCUCCUCUCCUUAUCAAGGGUUUGUCACAGGUGGCUUAACCUCACUAAUGAUAACCUGAUAUGGAAAGAUGUGUUCGAGAAGUAUGUGAAGAGACAGAGAGUAAAAGUCCCAGAAAGACCUCCAUCAAACUGGUGGAAAUCACAGUGCAUAUUCAAAGGGGUCGAGCAAAGAAACAAAAGAAUGCUGCCGUUGCUGAAGAAGAUCAGCCAGUACACCAAACUACCAGCUAAUACUCAAAAAAUCUUAACGAAGUCCGAUGUCAGAUGGCAGUUGACUUUGGUUGAUAGUGACAGCAUAGAGCACACAUUCCAGUGCAAUGAUAGAUUCUACUUCAACAUGUCAAUCACGACGAGAUGGUACAGUUUGGAGUUCCCUCCAGUUCGGCGGAUCAGGAGAUUAAAGAUACACAGCAUGAACCCAGUGUUCUUUGACCAGAAUGGAGUCGCCCAACCAAACAGUCCCUGCCAGCGGUCCCUGUUUAUUGACAUGGAGUUCAAGUGGCAUAAGAUAACCAGUGACCAUAAGCCUAUAACCAGUGAUGAUCUCGUAUCGGUGUAUAACCUGCCUCAUUCGAUGAUGCUAGCCACUUGGAAGGAUGGUGGAGAAAUGGCAUUCAUCUCGCUCUGUAUUCAUAGCAACCACCUUGUUGAGAGGUGUUUUCUUGGGUCAUCUUUGGACUCUUAUAUUCCACCUUCACGUCUUGUUGCCAUGGAUGACAUCGACCCAAGAUACGGCUUGCAUGACUACUCGUGUACGAUAGAGCUUAGAAAUCAACGAGCUGUGUUGUGGUCAGAACACUUUAGAGGCCUCAAUUCCAGAGAACCAGGUGGAGGAGGGGCAGUCCUCACAGCUAUAGACGUCGAUGAGAAUAUCUACCAUCAUAACUUAUCGAAGAAGCUGUCAAUACCGUGGAAGACUGAUCUCUUUAAGAAUAUACUGCAGGACAUGGUGAUCAUGGAUCUAACAGUUUUGGAGGAAAGAGAUCUACCCAUAUGGUGUGUGAGUGCUCCAGUAAAAGUGGCUUAUGCUGAUGAGGGGAAAGUUGACUUUGAGUUCGAUGGGAUAGAUUAUGUAAUUGAUUAUGAUGAUGCUCGUGGGAAAGUUCAUAUGAGUCUCAACUGGGAUGGAGCAAACAAGAUCUACAAUGUGACGCAUUUCAAAAUGCAUAUUUUGUUAGAUACAGUGAAUGCAUGGUUUGGGACAAAAUACAAAUAAGACUUUUACACCAUCCUGGUCUCAAUUUUAAUGCUAAAUCGUGAGUGGGACAGGCCUUCUACACUUGUUCUAACUACCUAUCUCAUAAUUUUGUCGCUAUAUGUUGCUGCAGAGAUCUGGGGCUCAUGCCUUCGCUGUUUAUUAUUAAUCUGUGAUUCUACCUAUAGCUGGCAGUUAUCAGUUGCAAUUGGAAUGCCAGUCCUGCAUGCUGAUUACAUGCAGCUCGUAAUGUGAUACUCCAAAGGAGCUUAGCCUGAACUAGAAUCUACAUGUACAGGCCUAUCUCAAAGCAGUCACAAUUAACCAUUGAAAGGUGUGCUUUAUGAAUUUUAGACUAAUAAAUGUUAGACUAAUGACAUAUUUAUGAUCAUUAAGUUAUUAUGUAGCUUGACUAUCAGUAAUUCCCGGAACGCACAUUGGGCAUGUGCAUGCAACUGUUGUAAACAGUAGGUUACUAUGUACCCAUAGAAAAGGUACAGCUGCACUGGACCUUUAAUUACCGUAAGAAAGUUGUCUUCCAAUUCUUAAUUGGGAGUAAUGUUAAUGAUAUGCACACAUGUGUUGUAGAUAAAGAUGCUGGCAGUGUAGAAGGAAGUCGAUCACUGUAUUGUUCACAAAAAAUUCAAAAAGCUUUUGCAGUGAUUAUUGUACACAAAAGGCAAGAUUGCAUUUUUCCUCAAUAAAAGAAACAUGAAUAAAGAA
This is a messenger RNA of Lineus longissimus, 2285 nucleotides long. Its product is annotated as F-box only protein 15-like. The transcript is spliced from 14 exons. Bases 81 to 1583 code for a protein of 500 amino acids. Gene Ontology annotation, molecular function: protein binding. NCBI's taxonomy places the organism in Eukaryota, Metazoa, Nemertea, Pilidiophora, Heteronemertea, Lineidae. Gene Ontology annotation, cellular component: SCF ubiquitin ligase complex. The record is from RefSeq and is a predicted model, not a curated record.